This is a messenger RNA of Lottia gigantea (owl limpet), 3420 nucleotides long. RefSeq lists its product as hypothetical. Gene Ontology annotation, cellular component: cytosol; mitochondrion. The record is from RefSeq and is a predicted model, not a curated record. The transcript has 11 exons. Bases 154 to 1608 code for a protein of 484 amino acids. Gene Ontology annotation, biological process: glucose 6-phosphate metabolic process; intracellular glucose homeostasis; glycolytic process. Lineage: Eukaryota; Metazoa; Mollusca; Gastropoda; Lottiidae. Gene Ontology annotation, molecular function: glucokinase activity; mannokinase activity; D-glucose binding.
UAUACCACGGUGUCUGUGAAUCCUAUAUAAGACAAAUAACUUCUCUCUAUACAUUGUUUGUCAAUAUCAAGUCAUUAGUUUGAUUGUGUGGUGAUAGCUAAAGGAUUUAAGAAGAGCUUUUGAGACAAAUUUUGAAAAACUUUCAGUGUUGUAAUGACUUCACACGGCAAAUUCCGGAGCAGUAGUGGAAAAGGGUCAAGAAGGUCAUCAGUAAAGAAGAUAGUUACUGAUCCAAAAGAGCGCCAACGAUUGGUAGAAAAUAUCUUAAAACCAUUUAUUCUUGAAGAUUCUGUUUAUGAUAAAGUCUGCGAUGUUAUGUUGGACAAUUUCAAUAAGGGUUUGGGUAAGGAUACUAAUGCUGAUGCCAGGGUGAAAAUGUUUCCUACAUAUGUCAGAUCAGUACCAAAUGGCACAGAGGAAGGCAACUUUCUGGCGUUAGAUUUAGGAGGAACUAAUUUCCGAGUUUUAUUAAUUAAUUUAAAUGGACAGGAAGUUGAUAUGGAAAGCAAGAUAUAUUUAAUACCACAACAUAUUAUGUUAGGAACAGGAGUACAGUUAUUUGACCAUAUAGCAGAUUGUAUAUAUAAAUUCAUGAAAGAACAUAAAUUAGAAAACAAAAAAUUACCAUUAGGGUUUACUUUCUCUUUCCCUUGUAAACAACUGGGUUUAGCAGAAGCUCACCUGACAACCUGGACUAAAGGUUUUAAAUGUGAGGGUGUUGAAGGCAAAGAUAUUGUCACAUUAUUACAUGAUGCAAUAAAAAGAAAAGGGGAUAUGCAUGUUGAAUGCUUAGCUGUGAUAAAUGACACUGUGGGUGCUCUGAUGUCCUGUGCUCAUAGUGAUAGACAAUGUGGUAUUGGUUUGAUUUUAGGAACUGGUACUAACGCUUGCUAUAUUGAAAGAUUGGAGAAUGUUGAAUUAUGGGAUGCAGAUUAUGAGGAACCAAAGCAGGUGAUAAUCAAUACAGAAUGGGGAGCAUUAGGUGAUAAUGGUGAUUUAGAUUUCUUAAUAACAGAAUAUGAUAAACAUGUAGACAAGCAUUCCAUUAAUGCUGGAAAACAAAUAUAUGAGAAGAUGAUAUCUGGUAUGUAUAUGGGAGAAAUUGUCAGAUUAGUAUUAGAGAAACUACGUAAAAAUGGUUUAUUAUUUAAUGGUAAAGGAUCUGAAGAAUUAUCUACUAGAGGCAGAUUUUACACCAAAUAUGUGUCAGAAAUUGAAAGUGAUGUUGAUGAAAGUGAUUUUAAGAGUACAAAACAAGUAUUUGAUGAAUUGAAUUUGACUGAUUACACAGAUCAAGAUUGUCGUAUAGCAUUACACGUUUGCUCUCUGGUUUCUAAACGUGCUGCCUAUCUUGCCUCAGCAGGUAUUGCUACAUUGUUAAAUAAGAUGGAAAGAAAAGAUGUUAGUGUAGCUGUAGAUGGUUCAUUAUAUAGAUUUCAUCCUCAUUUUCAUGAUCUCAUGGUGGAAAAAAUCCAGAAAUUGAUCAAACCUGGUCUUAGGUUCAAAUUGAUGUUAUCUCACGAUGGUAGUGGUAAGGGUGCUGCCCUAGUCGCUGCUGUAGCUAACAGAUUAAAGGAGGAAGCACUACAAAAAAACAGUGAAGAUUAAAGAUAACAUUAUUAGGUCCUAUAUAUUAUUAUAGAAAUGAUGAAUCUCGUUUUAUCUUUAGCUGGGGUUGUGUUGAAUGAUAUCAAAACUUUGUUUUUUAUUGUUAAAUCAUCAUGAAUAAUCAUGUUAAAAUAAUGUAAAAAAUUGUUAAUCAUUUGUUUUUAUUGUCUUUGUUCACUCUGACCGGUCAUUCUCAUUCAGUGGACAAUUGGGAGAAUUUUUUUUUCAUUUUUCACUUGUUCGCUCAUUUACACGAUUUAGUUUUUGCAAUUCGGAAUUAUUCGCACCAUGGUUUAUUUUUACGCACAUAUAAUGCAUGCUUUAGAGGAUAGCUUGUCAUUUAAAAAAAACAAUUCGCAAUUUGAUUAAACAAGUAAAUUAGGGAAAAUGUUCUACUUGGUUUAUAGUUUCAGUGUGCAUGCAAAAGUCCUCUUUUCUCAUUAUUCAAAUUGACCCAGCUGUAAAUGGGUAUGAAUAAUAUUGAAAAAAUGGGUGUCGAUGAGUUUUGGACAAGGACUAGGUGGUAGAAAGGAUCUUUAAGAACUGUAGUUUUCUUCUCUUAUGGCUAGAGAAGUUUCUUUCUUUCAUUUGUUUUUAAAUAAAGUCACAUGUUAAAAUCUAAAACUUAUCAAGCCAUUCAUAUCACCCCAUUUUCACAUUUUAAUAAUUUGAUAGGAUUAAACAGAAUACUUGCAAAAAUAUAACCUUUACAUAUCUCAAAGUGUUUCAUGAAUAUCAUAGACUUAACUUGAGUUUUUAUCAACUAAAUGCAUGUUUUGCAGGUUUUAACCAAAUGAUUCAAAACCAUCAUGGUCUUUCCUUCGUUGAUUUUAUUAAAAUUUUUAAGAAUGUGGUAUAGCUAUACUGUACUAAUUGAUUUUAACAGUUUGUACAAUGAGUAUAUAAGGAUAACCAUCUGUGUUUUGGAUACAAACCCAUCAUCAGGAAUAGAUUUAUUUAUGACCCCACAUAGUCAUAUCUGCUUAAUUGUAAUUAAUUGUUCAUUAUUUAAAACAAAACCAAUGGAUGUUUUUAUUCUGAAAUAAUUUAUUUAAUGGUAAAUAUUUAAAUUUUUAAUGUCUUUCAUUUUCCAUCUUAUAUAGACACAGUUCUCUGAUUAUUCAUAUGAAGAGGUUUAAAGACGAUUGCUGUGUGUGAAUUGGGUACUCUUAUUGCUUUUAUGUAACCCAUUUCUGUCCUGGUCUUGUAAAAAAACAAGAUGGCACAACAGGUUAAAAAUUUGGAAAGGUGCAUUGGAUAUGUCUCCAAUAACGUGAAUACAUGUAAAGGUGCCCUCACAUCAUAGCGGUUGCAACUAAUGAAAGAGGUCACAAGUACCGAAUGCAACGCACAGCUCAGUUGCAUGAGAGUUGUGUUUGAAACUUAUUACCGCUAUAAUUCUAGUUCUUGUAAAAAACAAGAUGGCAUAUAAGCAAAAGGUUCAAAAAUUGGAAUGGUGCAUUGAACAUGUCUCCAAUUAACACAAAUACAUGUUACGGUGCCCUCACAUCAUAGCAGUUUCAAAUAAUGAAAUUGGUCACGCGUACCGAAUGCAACGCACAACUCAGUUGCAUGAGAGUUGCAUUUGAAACUUAUUACAGCUAUUCUUAUUUCAAGCCGUACACAACUGCUAAUUGCAGUUGUUUAAGAGACGUUUAAUUCAAAAAGCCUCUUUGAGUCACUUCAUUAGCGAAUGAUUAGAGAACUGGUUUUUUUUAAUGUACAGUCGUCAUUAUUUUUAUUUGCUUGAUUAUAAAUAAGGGUUAAUAAAAAUGAUUGUAAAUAUAGAUUAAUUAAAUCUUUGUAAAUAUG